CCAUCAAAUCUCGAUUCAUUCUCCAUACCUGCGUCACAGAGAGAGAGAGAGAGAGAGAGAGAGAGAGAGAGAGAGAUGGAAGAUGAUAAGGGUUAUCGUGGGCAUGUGGUGGUCGUGCCAUACCCAAGCCAAGGCCACAUCAACCCUAUGCUCCAAUUCUCAAAGCGCCUGGCCUCCAAAGGCCUCAAGGCCACCCUCGCCACCACCGUCUUCAUCUUCAACUCCAUGAAGCCCGACACGUCCCCCUGGGUCGGCCUCGACACCAUCUCGGACGGCCACGACCGCGGCGGCUUCGCAGAGGCCGAGAGCAUCCCCACCUACCUCGCCCGGCUAGAGGCCGCCGGGUCCAAGACUCUAUCCGAUCUCAUCGUCAAGUACCAAAGCACCGGCCACCCCGUCGAUUGCAUCGUCUACGACUCGUUCCUCCCUUGGGUUCUCGACGUGGCCAAGGAGUUUGGGCUCGUCGGAGCCCCCUUCUUCACUCAGGCGUGCGCGGUGAACUACAUCUACUAUUUGGUCCACAAUGGGCAUUUGAAGGUACCCGUCGAGUCGUUGCCCGUUUGUGUGCCGGGGUUGUCACCGCUCGAGCUUCGCGACAUGCCUUCGUUCGUUUAUGUGGCGGGCUCGUACCCGGCUUACUUCGAGAUGGUGCUGCAUCAGUUCCUCAACACGGACAAGGCUGAUUGGGUUCUUGUCAACACCUUCUACGAGCUUGAGGCUGAGGUGGUGGGUACGAUGUCAAAACUUUGCCCGGUGUUGACUAUCGGGCCGACCAUCCCGUCAAUGUACUUGGACAAGCGAGUGGAGAACGACGUAGAAUACGGCCUCAGCCUCUUCACCCUGGACAAGUCCACCCUCAUCGCCGACUGGCUCCGAUCGAAGCCACCGAACUCGGUUGUCUACAUGUCCUUCGGCAGCAUGUCGUCUCUGGGCCCCCACCAGAUGGAGGAGCUUGCGUGGGGCUUGAAGCAAAGCGGAUCUCACUUCCUGUGGGUCGUGAGGGCAUCUGAAGAGGACAAAGUCCCCAGGCACAUCUUGAAACUAGAAGCUGAUGAUGGAGCUGCUGAUGACGAGAAGAGCAAGAAGGGGUUGAUGGUGAAUUGGUGUCCACAGCUCGAAGUGCUAUCGAACGAGGCCAUCGGUUGCUUCUUCACGCACUGCGGUUGGAACUUGACAGUCGAGGCGCUGAGCCUGGGGGUUCCGAUGGUGGCCAUGCCUCAGUGGACGGACCAGACGAUGAACGCCAAGCUGAUUCAGGACGUUUGGGAGGUCGGAGUUAGGGUUGAGGUCGACGAUGAUGGGUUGGUGAGGAGGGGUGAGAUCGAGGGUUGCAUAAGGGCAGUGAUGGAUAGCGAGAGAGGGAAAGAGAUGAGAAGCAAUGCGAGGAAGUGGAAAGGUCUAGGCAGGGAGGCCAUGAGCGAGGGCGGGUCUUCAGACAAGAACAUUGAUGCAUUUGUUUCCAAAAUAGAGAAUCGUACUGCAUAGGGGAAGUGGAUUAUUUUCUCUUUCAAGAGGGGUUUUCUGGGAAAAAAAAGUAGUGCAUGAAUCAUGAAUCAAAUAGAUGAAAGUCCUGAGGCAUUAA
Messenger RNA from Rhodamnia argentea, 1582 nucleotides. RefSeq names its product UDP-glycosyltransferase 74F2-like. Lineage: Eukaryota; Viridiplantae; Streptophyta; Magnoliopsida; Myrtales; Myrtaceae. Gene Ontology annotation, molecular function: UDP-glycosyltransferase activity. The transcript is spliced from 2 exons. The record is from RefSeq and is a predicted model, not a curated record. Bases 76 to 1485 code for a protein of 469 amino acids.